AUGGGGCGCGGUGUAUUUGCAGUGACCAUUUGGAUAUUUCAUUUCGCACUGCUUUGUUUUUCUGGUUGUGCCCGCGCGCAGCUGUCGUUCAACGUCGCUGAGGAGGCGGACAAAGGGACGGUGGUGGGGAAUCUGGCAAAAGAUUUAAACCUCAAUAUAAACAUUUUGCGAAACCGGGAGCUAAGGAUUCUGUCUGAUAAUUUGAAGAAAUAUUUUGACGUGGAUUUAAAAACUGGGGAGUUGUUUGUGUGCGACAGGAUUGAUCGUGAAGAGCUUUGUCCACGCAUGGAAAAAUGCACGCUCCACAUAGAAGCCAUUCUGACGAAUCCGACACAGCUGCAUCGUCUAGAAGUCCACGUUGCUGACUUAAAUGACAACGCACCGUUCUUCCGCGAGAAAAGUUAUAUUUUUAAUAUUUUUGAAUCAUCCUCGACGGGAGAGAGGUAUCUACUCCCGGUGGCAAAUGACCCAGACUGGGGCAUUAAUUCCAUAAAGAACUAUAGACUAAGUUCAAAUGAGUAUUUCUCACUAGAUGGAGGACAACAAAGUGAGUCUGCAGAGCUUGUGCUACAGAAGCCAUUAGACAGGGAGAAAGUAUCAACUAUUCAUCUUACUUUGACUGCGUUUGACGGAGGGAGACCUUCUUUGUCAGGGUCAGUGGGCAUAGUAGUACAUGUCAUAGACACUAACGACAAUGCUCCCAUAUUCAGUCAACCUCUGUAUAAAGCACAGAUCGUUGAAAACUCACAACCUCAUACAUCUGUGCUGACCGUUACUGCCACAGAUUUAGAUGAAGGAACGAACAGUGAGGUCACGUAUUCAUUUAUAGAAAGGGGGGAUUUCAACCCAUCGUCUUUGUUCUCAAUUAACCCGGAAACUGGACUGAUUACAGUAGAGGGAAAUAUAGACUAUGAAAAAAACAUCGCGUUUGAUAUUCGUAUUCAAGCCACCGAUAAAGGCACGCCCCCCAAAAGUGUACACGGUAAAGUACUGAUAGAAGUGAUUGAUGUUAAUGACAAUGUGCCGGAGAUCAUAGUGACUCCCCUUUUAAAUCCAGUGAGAGAGGACGCGGAGGCCGGGACAGUUGUAGCACUUGUUACGGUUUCAGACAAAGAUGGAGGUAAAAAUGGAGUCACUGUUACUUCUAUUCUAGGCUCAGUGCCCUUUAAACUCAAAGUGAAUUAUAAGAGUUAUUAUUCUUUGGUUGUGGAUGGGCAACUGGACAGAGAAAGACUUUCUCACUAUAAAGUUACGAUUGUUACCACUGAUGAAGGCGCACCCCCUUUAUCUAGUAACAGGCUAAUAUCUGUAGAUAUUUCUGACGUGAAUGACAAUGCACCACACUUUUCAAACUCAGUCCUUGGAGUAUAUAUCAAAGAAAAUGCUCCGAUAGGAUCAAUAAUUUGCACUCUCAGUGCUUCAGAUCUUGAUAAAGACGAAAAUGCCAAAAUCACAUACUCAUUAUUCAAAAAUGCUCAUGCGUCAUAUGUAAGCGUCAACUCUGAGACAGGAGACAUAGUCACGCUACAGUCUUUUAACUUUGAGGAGCUCAAAACGUUUCAGUUUAAGGUUCAGGCCACAGACUCUGGUGUCCCUCCACUCAGCAGCAACGUGACUGUGAACGUUUUUAUUCUGGAUGAAAAUGACAAUAGCCCCACGAUCCUGGCGCCCUAUUCUGAGCACGGCUCCGUUAACAGUGAGAGCAUCCCCUACUCCGCUGAAGCGGGCUACUUUGUGGCAAAGAUCAGGGCUGUAGACGCAGACUCUGGCUACAACGCGCUGCUUUCUUAUCACCUGACUGAGCCCAAAGGGAACAACCUGUUCCGGAUCGGGACCAGCACCGGAGAGAUCCGCACCAAGAGGAGGAUGAGUGACAAUGACCUGAAAAGUCACCCCUUGGUGGUGCUGGUGUGUGAUAACGGAGAGCCCUCCCUGUCCGCCACUGUGUCUAUUGAUGUAGUGGUGGUGGAGAGCACAGCGGACAUUCAGACUCAGUUCAGACAUGUGCCCAUAAAGGAGGACAGCUUCUCGGAUUUAAACCUGUACCUGCUCAUCGCCAUUGUGGCGGUGUCAGUCAUCUUUCUGCUCAGUCUCAUCACGUUAAUAGCAGUGAGAUGUCACAGGACAGAGAGCUCUUUCAGCAGGUACAGCGCCCCCAUGAUCACCACCCACCCUGACGGGAGCUGGUCCUACUCCAAAUCCACUCAGCAGUAUGACGUGUGCUUCAGCUCAGACACACUCAAGAGCGACGUAGUGGUUUUCCCCGCCCCGUUUCCUCCUGUAGAUGCGGAACUGAUCAGUAUUAAUGGAGGAGACACUUUCACCAGGACACAGACUUUACCCAGUACAGAGAAGGUAUGGCUUGGAAUAUGA
Periophthalmus magnuspinnatus is the source of this 2373-nucleotide messenger RNA. Its product is annotated as protocadherin alpha-3-like. Gene Ontology annotation, molecular function: calcium ion binding. The coding region runs from base 1 to 2373 and encodes 790 amino acids. The record is from RefSeq and is a predicted model, not a curated record. Gene Ontology annotation, cellular component: plasma membrane. The transcript has a single exon. NCBI's taxonomy places the organism in Eukaryota, Metazoa, Chordata, Actinopteri, Gobiiformes, Gobiidae. Gene Ontology annotation, biological process: homophilic cell-cell adhesion.